GACAAAAAAUAGUUCGCUUUUCAAACACAUUUUCGUUUCACCUUGCGACGACCCUCGACUCAAAAUGUAUAACUAACCAUAUACUAUUAAUUCAUUAAUCAAUCUGGGAUACAACGGCUACAAUUGUCACCUUUUAGAAAUAGUUUUCCUACCCCUUUCUUCUCGCUCCUCAUGAGCGCAUGGAUAACUGUUGUGCUCAGGCUGUGGUGAAUGAGAUUGAAGAAGAGUUCUUGUUUUGUAUCUCAGUUUCUCUCUUUUUGCACAAAUUGAAUUUAAACAAAUACUACGGAGAUCUCAGACUAAUCAAUGGAGGAUAUUUGAAUAUGCACAUCAAUUGUAUCGGUAGAGAGUAUUGGGUUGUUUGUAAAUAUUUCAUUAAUAUCUGUGGAGAGGACUGCUGCUGUUCAUGUGAGUGAAGGUCAUUGGCAGCAGAGAACUGGAAGGAAAGGCGGCCAAAGGAGGCUUUGGGGAUGACCAGUGACCAGUGCUGGAACGUGUGCUACGGCGGCUCUUUUAAUGCUUCAAUUGGAUGGUAUUCAACCUGGAGACGGUGUGAAGGCUGAACGUUCCCCCGGACUGACUGGCACACUGACUGGCUCAAUGAUGGAAUUACAAACAUUACAGGAGGCCUUGAAAGUGGAAAUACAAGUCCAUCAGAAACUGGUCACCCAGAUGAAACAGGACCCACAGAAUGCUGAUCUGAAGAAGCAGCUCCACGAACUUCAGUCUAAGAUCACAGCGCUUAGCGAGAAGCAGAAAAGCGUUGUGGAGCAGCUGAGGAAGGACCUGCUGGUGAAACAGGAGCCAGAGGUGACGGUGCAGGUGCCGGCUGCAGACAAACACGUCCUCCAGAUCCCCUCCUCUGCCACUCUGCUGGCCCUACAGCAGACCACACACACCCAGGCCCUGCAGCAGAAGAUGCUGGCAGUCACUCCAGUCAUCACCACUAAGACUCUACCUCUAGUGCUGAAAGCUGCCACUCCCACCAUGCCUGCCUCUGUCAUGGUGCAGCCCCCCUCCACGGUCACUGCCAUCAGCCACACCUCCAAGCCCGGUGCCAUCAUCUCUGACAACUCCAACUUCCGAAACACACCAGUCAACCUCCAGGUGGCCAGCAAGUUGACCAAUCAGGGUUCAGAGUCCGUGCGUCUGGUGUCAAAGAAUUCAGUUGUGGUCCGGGCGAAGCCCAACAGCGUGCCCAUUGCCCCAGCGCCCUUUCGGCCCAUGAUGACGGCGUUCCAGCUGCUCCAUCGGGGCCCGGUGAUGCUGACCAACAAGCUGAGCCCCUCCUCGCUGCCCUCCAGCGCCGGACUCAUCCACCAGGUGCGCAUCAUCAAUGGCCAGCCCUGCGCCGCCAAGAGCGGCCAGCCCACAGGCAUGUUGACGGGCAUUGUCAUCACGGCCCCGGCAUCGGUGCAGACACUGCAAAUCAGCGGCCUAACCUCCGACACCAAGACUGUUAAAGCACGGGGUGGAUUGGGGCAGAAGAUGUUGGUGAGCAGGACCCCUCCUCUGUCUCCAGCACCGAGACUAAAGAGAGAGGACAAUCCUCAGAAACUUGCCUUCAUGGUGUCCCUCGGACUUGUUACCCAUGACCGUUCGGAAGAAAUUCAGAGGAGGAGGCGGGAGCGUAAGCGAAGAACAACGGCCAAUCCGGUGUACAGUGGAGCUGUGUUUGAGCCUGAGAGGAAGAAGAGUGCAGUGACCUACCUAAACACUCCGCUCCACCAGGGCACCAGGAAAAGAGGUCGCCCUCCCAAAUACAGCAGCGAUCCGAAGCUGGGCAGCCACACCCCGACCUCCCCCUCCAGCUGUCUCACUGCCUCCCCGGCACCCGAGUGGCCCAACACAGGGGGGAGCUUCCCCUUCCAUGUCCAUCCCCACCACACUCUCCCCCUGCCCAGCCCCAGCUCUGGGGAUGGAGACAUCCAUGAGGAUUUCUGCACUGUGUGCAGACGCAGUGGCCAGUUGCUCAUGUGUGACACAUGCUCACGUGUCUAUCACCUGGACUGCCUGGACCCACCCCUGAAAACCAUUCCUAAAGGCAUGUGGAUCUGUCCCAAAUGUCAAGAGCAGAUUUUGAAAAAAGAAGAUUCAAUUCAAUGGCCAGGAACAUUGGCUAUUGUUCAUUCCUAUAUCGCCUAUAAAGAAGCUAAAGAAGAGGAGAAACAAAAACUAAUGAAAUGGAGUGCUGAGCUGAAACUGGAGCGAGAACAGUUGGAACAAGGGGUCAACCAAAUCAGUAACUCCAUAACGGAAUGCAUGGAGACCAAAAACACCAUCAUGUCUCGACAGAACGAAAUGCAAGUUUCAUUGGAGAAGGUCAAACACUUGGUCCGCCUCAUUCAGGCUUUCCAUUUCAGUCAAACCGUGGAGACCGAGGGUACAGGUGCCUUCACAGAAGACAUCACAGAAGACAUCAGCGCCAAGGAUGCAAUUGUCCCAGCUGAAAAUGCAGUAGACGCCAUCAACACCCAUGCUGUAGCAGAAGUCCAUAUCCAGUCUGUGGAUGGGGUAAAGGCAGAGGUCACAGCACUGAACAGCACCAAUGUUGAAGCCGGGACGAGGGUUGUUGUAGCUCAUGUUGCCACAGACAAGGUAGCAGGAGUCAGUGCUGAGGCUGCUGUUGACAUCUGUGUUGAGCCUGCUGCCGAGGUCUACACUGAGACUGCAGUGGGCAGCAGUGUUGAACCUGUGGCUGAGUUUAAUAACGCUGAGGAAGUGACGGAAGCCACUGCAGUAGUCGGUGCAGUGAACUUUACAGUGGCCACAAACAAUGCUACCACUGACCUUGUGUGUACUGACAUGAGCAUGGAUGAGAGCUGUACUAACAACACUAACACCAUAACUGAGAACAAGGUCACCACCACGAGCAGCACAGAGGAGGUGAUAGAAGAGGAACAGGAAGAGAACACAAACAUUGACAACAGCAGCACCAACAACAGCAAAACCUCAGAACCUUCCCAGCAAUCUUUGCAAGCUCUUCUCGACAGUUUGGACAAUAAAGACUAACACUCCAUCUCUUGGAUUGAAAACCCCCAACAUAAAAAAGAAGACUUUAGCUUUCACUUUUGAAAGGUAACUGAAAUUGCCAAUCCAUAUACAUACGUGAUUCCAAUGUAUAUUCAGACUGUGUAAAUAGUAGAUCUACACCCCAAGUCUGAGAUUGCUAUUGGAUGCUGUAGGUUAUUAUACCACAAACAUGGGUGAAAGGGUGGCUUGUGUACCAGUGUCAUGCCAAUUUAAGGAUAGAAAAGAACAGUAGUAAUGGUAAAAGUAAGAUAAUUUAUAACAUCACACCAAUGUGUGCCUGCAACAGUUCCCCUCAGAACUCUUUGUAUCUUAGGUUAUCUUCUGUUCCUGGGGAUGCAGGUUAGAGAGGUCUAAAGACUGCGUGCUGAACAGAGACCAUGUUUCUAUGGCAUUAACUGAGAACAAAAUAAAACCAAAAGAUAAGCGAAACAGCUGAGGGACAGGGCUUUGAAAAAGUGUCAGUAUUUGUUAACAGUGGGGAACAUUGAGGUGUUUGAUCGUCAUUAAAAAUCAAAUAGGUAAAACAGGAGAGCCUUCAGUUAUCCCAAUACCUUCCUCCCCUUUCCCCAUUCUCACUCUUACAUGACCGAUAACUAUGGACCCAUUUACACAAAACCUCAGGCAAAAAAAGAAGAAAGUAAAGCAGCAUCCACGUGCUUUGGAAGUAUGAGGCAAACUGCUUAUAGAGCUGGCUGGUUAGGGCCUUGCUGAGGAAGACCCAGGUAACAAAGACGGUUAUCUCAAGAUAGAGUGGAGUCAGAUCACGGUAUCAUGGUAUCUUAAUGUUUUAAAAUGGUGUAGAUCCAGUGCAGUAAUUGAGUUAAAUUUGUGAGUCAGUGUCAACUGUGAGCACUAAAUGUGAAAUUGCAAUAAUAUUGCAUUGUCAAUAACAAACACGCAAAAAUAUAUCUGCAGUGUGUUUCUUUUAUAGGAUAAGAUAUUCAUUCAGGUCUUCCUAGUCUUCAAAAGUAAGUGCAUUUCUGUUGCAUAAAACAGUUGUUUGUUAAUAAAUGUUUUUAACUGG
This is a messenger RNA of Oncorhynchus tshawytscha (Chinook salmon), 4057 nucleotides long. Its product is annotated as PHD finger protein 21A-like. Gene Ontology annotation, molecular function: chromatin binding. Bases 517 to 3012 code for a protein of 831 amino acids. The transcript has 18 exons. Gene Ontology annotation, cellular component: histone deacetylase complex. NCBI's taxonomy places the organism in Eukaryota, Metazoa, Chordata, Actinopteri, Salmoniformes, Salmonidae. The record is from RefSeq and is a predicted model, not a curated record. Gene Ontology annotation, biological process: negative regulation of transcription by RNA polymerase II.